AUGAGUCAAGUCAACAAGAGUGGAAAUGCAAAGAUAUUGGCUGUUCAACAGCAGAUUGACAGUACUAAAGGCCAAAUACAAGAAACGAUCCAAGCGUUAGCCGCAGAAGGACAGAAGUUAAAGGAUUUGGAGGAACAGACAGCAAUGCUUCAUGGGAGUGCUGGUGCUUUCGUGUCUACAUCUAAAAAAGUUAAAAAGAGAAUGUGGUGGAAGAAUACGAAAAUGACUAUUGUCUUAACGAUUUUCAUAAUCGCAAUCCUUACUGCAAUCAUUAUUCCUGCCGUGUUAAAAGCUCAAGGAAAAAUCUGA
Messenger RNA from Paraglomus occultum, 309 nucleotides. The record is from the annotation of a GenBank genome assembly. NCBI's taxonomy places the organism in Eukaryota, Fungi, Glomeromycota, Glomeromycetes, Paraglomerales, Paraglomeraceae.